Molecule: messenger RNA, 483 nt
Organism: Nicotiana tabacum (common tobacco)
Lineage: Eukaryota; Viridiplantae; Streptophyta; Magnoliopsida; Solanales; Solanaceae
Source: RefSeq, a predicted model, not a curated record
AUGUGCAAGCUGGACCAGGCUUUUGACCAACUCAACAAGUCCUAUCUAAUCUCUAUACUGAGGAAGAUGGGAUUUGGAGACAAAUGGUUAAGGUCGAUCAAAUUCAGCAUCUCUACAGUCAAAUACUCAGUUUUAGUCAACAGGGAACCAAUGGGCUUCUUCUUCCCUAAAAAAGGGAUCAUGCAGGGAGACCCACUUUCCCCUUUCCUGUUCAUUUUAGCCAUGGAGGGGCUAAGCAAGAUGUUGGAAAAAGCCGGAGAAAUGCAGUGGAUUAAGGGAUUCAAAGUAGGCUCCAAUAUUGGGAACUCAGUUACGGUUUCUCACUUGUUAUAUGCUGAUGACACUUUGAUCUUCUGUGAGGCAGAUAAGUCAAGUUAUGUGCCAAAUGUAGAGGAGCUGGCAGGCAUUAUGGGUUGCAGUAUUGAGACUCUGCCUACAUUAUACUCGGGCCUACCACUAGGUGCUAAGUUCAAAAACUAUAAG